This is a messenger RNA of Trichoplusia ni (cabbage looper), 1699 nucleotides long. RefSeq names its product oxygen-dependent coproporphyrinogen-III oxidase-like. The transcript has 9 exons. Gene Ontology annotation, molecular function: coproporphyrinogen oxidase activity. The record is from RefSeq and is a predicted model, not a curated record. NCBI's taxonomy places the organism in Eukaryota, Metazoa, Arthropoda, Insecta, Lepidoptera, Noctuidae. The coding region runs from base 344 to 1594 and encodes 416 amino acids. Gene Ontology annotation, cellular component: mitochondrial intermembrane space; cytoplasm.
GCGGUGUACACACGCGCACUGGCGACACGCUGUCAGCGAGGCCGCCGCGGACUGGCCGGAAAAAGCGCGACACGACCGAUCGAUGCGCUCGGCCACGCUCAGGAGAGAGAUGAACACAUAUUGCGCAUGUAGGCGCGUCUUGCGGAAGAAAAAUUUCACAGCUGAUAACCAAAUAGUUUCGCAUGCCACCGCAAGGAGGCGCUUAAGCCAAAACAACGCGUGACAUUUCACUUCUGUCAAGUGUCAAACCGGCUUUGCAGUUGGCCGUACCGCUUGUGAAAUUAAUUAGAUUUCCACAAUAAAACUUUAGAAUACCGGUGUUUUUUAAGUGAAUAUAUACAAAAUGACGUUCAACUCUAUUACCAAAAGUUUAAGGACACUGAGUUAUGUGGGGGGCUACAAAAAGAUCAGAGACCGACCGUACAGAUUGUACUGUGCUGCAAUAGUGGGCACUGGCUUUGUAGCUUACCAUCAGCUGAAAAAGAACAAAGCAGAAAUGAAGGAAAUAAUGCAAUUAAAGAGCUACAUGGCUGAACCCAUCACACCCGUAAAGCAGUUGGAGAAAAACCAAAAAGAUAUGAAGACUCAGAUGGAACUGCUCAUCAUGAGAAUACAGGCGGAGUUCUGUAGGGCCUUGGAAAAAGAGGAGGAUGAGGCUUGGGAAGAUGAUAAAACAGCGGACCAAUAUGAUUAUGAGAAAGAUAUUUUCAUGAUGCAACCGGAAGCCAAAUUCAAAGUCGAUCGCUGGCUUCGUAAGGACGGUGGUGGCGGCAUCACGUGCGUGCUGCAGGACGGCCGCGUCUUCGAGAAGGCUGGUGUCAACAUAUCCGUCGUCUCUGGAACACUGCCACAAGCUGCUGUGCAGCAAAUGAGGAGCAGAGGUAAGAACCUGCAGAACUCAGACCUGCCUUUCUUCGCGGCCGGCGUGAGCGCCGUCAUCCACCCGCGCAACCCCAUGGUGCCCACCAUACACUUCAACUACAGAUACUUCGAAGUCAAAGAUAAAGACGGUGUCCAGUGGUGGUUCGGCGGCGGCACCGACCUGACCCCGUAUUACCUAAACGAAGAAGACGCCGAACAUUUCCACCUCACGCUGAAGGAGGCCUGCGAUGAACAUGACAAAUCCUAUUAUGAAAAAUAUAAGAAAUGGUGUGACGAUUAUUUCUCUAUCCCGCACCGGGGCGAGCGGCGCGGCCUCGGUGGCAUCUUCUUUGAUGACCUGGACACGCCUGACCAGCAGUCCGCCUUCAAGUUCGUCACAUCUUGUGCGGAAGCCGUCAUACCUAGUUAUCUGCCUAUUGUUAAAAAGCAUAAGGAAGACGGGUACGGCUACCGCGAGAGGCAGUGGCAGCUGCUGCGGCGCGGGCGCUACGUGGAGUUCAACCUCAUGUACGACCGCGGCACCAAGUUCGGGCUGCACACGCCCGAGGCGCGCUACGAGUCCAUCCUUAUGUCGCUGCCGCUUAACGCUAAAUGGGAGUACAUGCAUGUUCCGAAAGAGGAUUCCCCGGAGGAGAAGUUACUCAAAGUUCUUCGGGAGCCCCUGGACUGGGUCAAACUGCAUAAAGAGAAGCAGAGCCGAGCUACCACAUGAAAAGUCAUAUCACUUCGGUUGUGGGGUCAGAGUUAACUAAAUAUUAUGUUAUUAUACACUCGUUAUUUUUAGAUGGUGUUCGAUUAUACUUUUUUUAAUAAUGUU